Messenger RNA from Leguminivora glycinivorella, 1674 nucleotides. RefSeq lists its product as uncharacterized. The transcript is spliced from 2 exons. NCBI's taxonomy places the organism in Eukaryota, Metazoa, Arthropoda, Insecta, Lepidoptera, Tortricidae. The coding region runs from base 1 to 1674 and encodes 557 amino acids. The record is from RefSeq and is a predicted model, not a curated record.
AUGGGUAUCAUCAAACGCAGGACCCCACCUGGACCGCGGUUCACCUUCAAAUGCAUAUGUCUCUUGACCGCCUUAUUUAGUGGAAGCGCUCUCAUAUUCAUAGUAUCAAGGUCUAACAAUACCCUGUUCUUAAUAUCAGAAGACUAUGAGGAUUUAUAUGAGAACCAGGACUAUAACGAAGAAUAUGAACCUGAAAAUACUAGCACUAUACAUACGGAGGGAUGUCGUAUACCUUUCAUGAACACAGUUGAAGAAUCAGUGCGAGAACUCAUUCCUUUAAAUUAUCCUAAUGAUAUGGAACCCUGUAAAGAGAAAGAAACAGGCAAGGACUUUAAGGAUAAAAAAGAUUUACCUUAUAACGUAUUAAUUUUAGGCAUAGAUUCUGUAUCAAGAUUAAAUUUCCACAGAACGAUGCCUAAAACAGCUGCUUAUAUGAAAGACUUGGAAGCCGUAGAGUUACAUGGAUACAAUAAAAUUGGUGAUAACACAUUUCCCAAUUUGAUAGCUGUGCUACUUGGGAAGAAAGAUACAGAACUGGAAGACACAUGUCUUCCGAACACACGGGCGUUUUUUGACAACUGUCCCUUCAUCUGGGAGAAGUUUCAGCGGGCUGGAUUUUCAACCGCCUUGGCAGAAGACAACGCUUCUAUGGGAAUGUUUGAUUUCGUGAAACGUGGCUUUGUGGGAUACCCCACUGAUUACUAUUUCCACACAUUCAUCCACCAAGCUGAACACCACGCGGGCACAAAUAAGGACAAUCAUGCUUUCUUGUGCAUGAACGAAAAAUUCUUCUUCAAAAUCCUCUUAGACUAUGUUGAAGAUUUAGCAACGACUUUGAAGAACAAAUUAUUCGGAUUCUUUUGGGAAAUCACUAUGAGUCACGGUAGAUUAAACUACCCAAUGGUAAUGGAUGACAGUUAUACCAACUUCUUUAUCAAAAUGCAUGAUUCUGGAUAUUUGAACGAAACUAUUAUCUUCUUUAUGAGUGAUCAUGGCAUGAGAUGGGGUGCGUUUCGUCAAACAAGGCAAGGAUAUUUAGAAGACAGGCUGCCAUUUGUGUUUGUCUUAUUUCCUCCAUCAUUUCGUGAAAAAUACAACUUGGCUUAUACAAAUCUGAAGUUGAACAGCCGUCGUUUAACAACGCCUUUUGAUAUACAUUCUACAUUACUUGAUCUAGUAACUUUAGAUAACAUUGAAAAUGAAAGAAUAGAUUCACGUAGCAACGAAAGUUACUCCAAUCAUCGUAACAUCAGUUUGUUUCUCCCUGUCCCAAGGAACAGGACGUGUAAAACAGCAGAUAUAGACGACCACUGGUGCGCGUGUCACAGCAGAGUGGCCGCAUCUCGUGAAAGUGUUGAAGCGAGAGAAUCUGCUGAGUUUGUUGUGUCACAUCUAAAUAAUCUUCUCAAGGAGUAUCCUCAAUGUUCUAAACUGAAGGUGGCUGAGGUGAUGAGUGUGACUGAACUAGUAUUGUCUGGAAGUGAGUAUACGAAGUGGCGUGAGUUGAGUGUGGUGGUACGGACGUCGCCGGGGGGAGGUGUGUUCGAGGCUACGGUGGGGAGGGGGGCAGGGCGAUGGUCGCUGGCUGGUGCUGUCAGUCGAUUAAACUUUUAUGGUGACCAGAGCCACUGUGUACCGCAUUAUCAACUGAGACUGUACUGUUACUGCAGUUGA